UUUCCACAAAUCUCUCUCUCUCUCUCUCUCUCUCAUAUCUCCAAGGAAAACAUGAGUGUCACAAACUACACAUUUCAACUUCAACUAUCACACAGCAGCACCUAAAAGCCUGCUUUUCUAGUGCUUCUAAUCUAAACCACCAUAUUCUACUCUAUUCUGUCUUCUAAACUACCAAUCUUCAGUACAAUUCAAUCGUUGAAUUCGUUAAGAUAUGGCCUGAUCUCCAUUUCACUGUGUGCCCAAGUGAGUCUUGUUAUAAUAAAUCAAGUCAAGUUCUCAAGAACGCAAUUUUUAGAGCUGAUCACCCUUCAACUCGACUUUACUUUGUGUAAACCUUAAUAGCACAAUGGAAUCUGAAAAUGGGGUUGCUGUAGAGGAAGAGAAACGUGUUAUUGGGGCAACAAUUGAGGAGAAUAUAAAGAAAGAAGUUGAAAACGAUUGUAAUGGUACAGAAAUUCAGACCAACAAUGAAGUAUCUAAACCCAUAGUGGAUGCUGAAGUCCCCAUUUCUGCUGGUGACGCUGUUGCAGUUGAAGCCUCUACAACUUCCACAAGUGAAAUUUCAAAACUUGCUAAGGAACCCGGUGGCAGAGCUAGUGUUGCUUCCAAGAACAACAAAUCUCCCAAAGAUAAACCCCUUUUGAAGUGCCCAACUUCAACAUCUCAAAAACACAAGCCAACCCUUUCUCAGAGCCUUUCUUUCCCAGCCAAAUCAGCUCGUGAAGAUGCUAUACAGAAAAGCAUUGAUGGGUAUCUUGUGAAGACAAGAGUUAAACAUGCUCAAGGUAAUGGCAUUAGAGAUGAGACCUCCAUUCGUCAUUCAAAAAAGUCCACAAACUCUGAAGUGAACUCAAAGGAGGCAAAAACGAACAUUGGUGUUUCUAACCAGAGAAUUUCUUCGACAUCCAUGCGUGGUUUGAAACGUUGUGUGUUUGGAAGAUCUACUCCAGUUAUUGCAAUCACCAAGAACCAUACAUCUGAGGCAUCGCUACCCAGUGAUCAGAUUUCAAAUCCAGGCAAAAUUACAAAACCAAAUAAAGAGGAUGAUGAUUCUCAUUCCACAACUUCAAGUGCUACUCCUUGUCAGAGAAACAGUGGUUCCGGAUUUUCCUCCCGAUUGGAAGAAAGAGCUGAAAAGCGAAAGGAGUUUUUCUCAAAGUUUGAGGAGAAAAUUCUAGCCAAGGAAGCAGAAAACACUAACCAACAAGCGAAAUCCAAGGAAAACCAAGAGGCAGAGAUCAAGCAAUUGAGGAAGACCAUGAUAUUCAAAGCCACUCCAAUGCCAAGUUUCUACAAGGAACCACCUCCAAAAGUUGAGCUGAAGAAGAUACCAACAACCCGCGCAAGAUCCCCAAAGCUUGGAAGGACCAAAGGAUUUGUUCUGAACAACAAUUCAGAAGAAGACAAGUCUUGCUCCAGUCCACGUGGGAAACUACAGCAUAAUGAUUCAACCAAGGAAAAGGUAAAGGGUCAUAAAGAUGUGAUUUCAAAGAAACCAAUCAAGCAAACCCAAGCCAAGCUGAAGUCUCAGGAAAAUGCAACCACAGGAAGCAAUGAAGAAUACCAAUAUCCACAUGUUAACAAUUCUAAAGGCAAAAUUGUCUUGGAGCUACAAGCUGAAAUAGAUCAUCCUCCAAAUAGUGCACUGCUCUUAAAUUCAACUACACCCGAGCUUGUCCCAUAUGAGGUUACUGUUGGAGUGUAAAUUCAUAUAAUCGGACUUAAUAAUUAUCUAAGUUUAGGGCUCUAUGUUAUUCAUUAUGUUAUUAUUAUUGUGAAUAUAGAGGUUGCUUCUUGUUCAAUGUUCAUCAUAAAUGUGUAGUGCAAAUAAGAGUUGUUUUUUAACAUUGAACUGCUACCCUUCUGUGAUGUAUAUUAAAAUGCCUUAUUAAUUCAUUAUUU
Gastrolobium bilobum is the source of this 1902-nucleotide messenger RNA. Its product is annotated as protein WVD2-like 4. NCBI's taxonomy places the organism in Eukaryota, Viridiplantae, Streptophyta, Magnoliopsida, Fabales, Fabaceae. Gene Ontology annotation, molecular function: microtubule binding. Bases 347 to 1705 code for a protein of 452 amino acids. The record is from RefSeq and is a predicted model, not a curated record. The transcript is spliced from 9 exons.